CUURAGGUGUUGAUCAGAGUUACCCACUAAGGGGGAUAUUAUUUUGACCAGCUGCUUCGAGAGUUGGUUUAUUAUUCACUUUUCGCUUGACACUAAUGGCGAAGCUAAACCGUUGCUUUAUUCCUUGUGGAUGGUGUUUUGCAGUUAUGACGAUUCUCUUGCCCAGGAUUCAAGGUUAUGGGGGUUGUAGAAACCUUGAGUUUCUCGAAUGUCUCAACAAUAAAUCAUUCACUGGUCACGUGAUCAAGUCCCUCGAAGUCUUAGCAUCGGGAGAGGAUGAAUGUCAGUCGCUGUGCUUUCUUGAAGGUCAAUGUGUCUCGUACAACUUGGGUCCAGUAAAAGAUCAUAAACGAGCGUGCGAGCUGAGUUCAUCUGAUCAUUGGACAUUCCCUGAUGCUCUUAAAGACAUGAAGGGCCACGAAUACUGCCCUAUCAAGAAUCAAUGUUCAUCCAAACCUUGUCCUUCUAAUAAACCGUUUUGCUAUCGUGACUUGGCCAGAGAUGCCUUUAUUUGUAGAGAUGGUCAAUGGGGUCAAUGGGGACCCUGGUUCUGCAGCUGCCCAGCGCAAAGAGCUCGGUUAUGUGUCACUACCGCUAACAACCCCGCAAAGGACUGUGGUCCUGGUGAAGCAGUGGAGGUCAAUCAAUGCGAUUCACUUCAAAAUGAGCCAAACUGUGUUCUGUUUGACUUUGAAUUUGGACGGCUAGACGGUUGGAACUUAACAGGAACAGCAUUCAACAACCAGCCAACUUAUGGUGAUAACAUCGCGGCUCGUGGAGGUGGUGCUGCUAACAUGAAAGGCGAUUGGUUCAUUGCUACAUACGAUAACCGACCCAAUCCAUCUUAUCCAGCAGGCGGUCGACAAGGAGAUAGUCACGUGGGUUCUGCAACUUCACCGCCAUUUGUCAUCCUCGGGACAAAAUUGAAGUUCCUGAUUGCUGGAAAUAGAGAUAAAAAGAAAUCCCGUGUCGAGUUGUUGAUAAGAGGAACUGUUGUUAGAGCAAUUGCUCCACCUAAAACCGGUAAUGGUAUGACCGAGAUGGAGCUCGAUAUAACUGAGUUUAAAAAUCAAGUUGCAAAGAUACGACUUGUUGAUAACUAUUCAGGAAGUUGGGGUUUUAUCAACGUGGAUCAUAUUUACCUACAGAAAUAACUAGGGAGAAAUCAAACAACUUGCUAGUUUAAAUAUUUAAAAAAAUACUUGUCAAUAAUUGUUCGUCUGGAAAAACUUCCAUGUUGUACACCCAACCACAGAGCAGCCCACCCCUUGCAUGCUUUUAAGCAUAUUAAAAUAUUGUUCAUUUAUUGUAUUUAAUCCAUUAUGAAUAUAUUGAUGAAUAUACACAAGUUUAUCGAAAACAGUUAGAGAAAAGUGCUCUUUGCUUACUUACUUUGCAUG
Molecule: messenger RNA, 1400 nt
Organism: Exaiptasia diaphana
Lineage: Eukaryota; Metazoa; Cnidaria; Anthozoa; Actiniaria; Aiptasiidae
Exons: 6
Coding region: 96-1154 (352 amino acids)
Source: RefSeq, a predicted model, not a curated record